Pelmatolapia mariae (spotted tilapia) is the source of this 8178-nucleotide messenger RNA. It is a transcript of the gene cd99l2, whose product is annotated as CD99 molecule-like 2. NCBI's taxonomy places the organism in Eukaryota, Metazoa, Chordata, Actinopteri, Cichliformes, Cichlidae. Bases 145 to 846 code for a protein of 233 amino acids. Gene Ontology annotation, cellular component: plasma membrane. The record is from RefSeq and is a predicted model, not a curated record. The transcript has 9 exons. Gene Ontology annotation, biological process: homotypic cell-cell adhesion; positive regulation of neutrophil extravasation; T cell extravasation.
AACCGGAAGUGGCGCAGAGUGGGCGUGUCUCAGCUAGCCGUGGGGAACGCCCUGGAUGCGGCUUUCGGACACGCUGAGUGCCAACAGGCCCGCUGAUCGCUCGUUGUUUCUUCACCUCGUCACGGCUCGUGUGGACUUGUAGCCAUGGCUCACCGCUCUCUGUGCGCUCUGUGUGUGCUGCUGCCGCUGCUGCUGCCGCUCCAAGUUCUGCCUCAGGACUUCAACCUGGAGGAUGCUCUGGGUGAUGAAGACAAUAAACCACUGACACCAGCACCUACAAAAAAGCAAACAGCACCAUCAGGAGGAGGAGGCGGAGACCUGAAUCUGGAGGAUUUCUUUAAUGAUGUCACCACCACCACCACCAAAGCCCCACCCAAGGUUUUCCCCAGGGUCCCUGCAGGCACCAAGGCCCCAGCGAAGCCCAAACCCAAGCCAGCCAGUGAUGACUUUAACCUGGCUGAUGCCUUAGACCCCAGCAAUGACAUUAAUGGCAAGGAUAAGAACGUGGGGAAGGGAGGUCUGUUCUCUGACGACGAUUUGUUCGGUUUGAGCACAGAUGACACCUACAAGCCUGACAACAGCAACGGCAAAAGCAAAGAGAACACAGCAGAAGUGGGCACCAUCGCAGGGUUUGCAAGUGUAGUUGCCAUGGCGCUGGUGGGUGCAGUCAGCAGCUACAUUUCCUACCAGAAGAAGAAGCUGUGCUUCAGUAUUCAGCAGAGUCUGAACACUGACAUGCUUAAAGCCGAGAACCCUGAAGCGGUGGUGGCCACAGAACCACAAGUGCAGCAGACUCUGCUGGAGCCGCCCAAUGCUGAACCUCAGACUGAAGAGAACGCUGUGUAAAAAAGAGCCAAUCACCGGACUCCCCAACAAACCCUUCACAUAACCCCCCCUACACACACACACACACACACACACACACACACACACACACACACACACACACGCUGAACAGGCAGAGGUCACAGGUUGUCUCUGUGUAGCAUUAUUGCUGCAGAACCUGGAUCUGUAAUCCUGGUUUGUCAAAUCUCAUGUUUUUAAUUCUCUGUAACGCACACAGCUCACACCGUGUGGGUUUUACCCCACUAACCACUCACAAUGUUUUUUACUGUUAUUUAUUUGCCAGCAUGUACUCUGUGGUGCUUUGCUGGCACAGAUUGAAGAAUACCUGAAAUGAGAAGCUAGCUCACAGACUCAGUCAGUAUCCACUGAGCUGGUUUUGGGCACAUUUCACUUUAUUGAUGACAUUUUGGUAAACUGAUGAGUCAGUAACCUGCUGCAUGUUUUUAAAGCAGCAUAAAAGAGCAUUUGAGGAAGCUGAACUCCAAAGUUAACCAGAUUGCUGUGAAUCUCAACCAGUGACUUUUAUAUUGUUUAUAUUUUGUUUUUAUUCUUUGUAUUGUGAGUCGUAUUUAGGGAUAACAGAUCAUGAAAUUCAGUGUCCCUCGCUGAAGCCUAACUAAUCUUGUCUUGUAAAUCAAAGCUAUUGUUUUUGUUGAUGCACAAAUCUGACCUGAAAUAUUUAUUUGGUCUCUGCUCUCCACACGCCUGUGGAGGACAUUCAGCUCGUUGCACUGUUACUACUCUAACCAUGUUACUAUUAACGCAGCUUUGGCUUUAAUCUUUCUUAACCAAGUACAUUAGUGAGUGACUAAAAAAUGAAAUCCCAACACCUGUAAGUAUUACAGUGUAAAUAGCCUUAUAGAAAAACUCGUUUCUAGUUUGUUUCAACCAUUAAUGUAAAUGAUGCUGAAACAUCUGAGCGGUUAAUAAAACACCUUAUAGUCAAUGACAAGUUCAAGCCUAGAAUGGGAACUCCUCAGAUGGGAAACAGCGCCCACUCUGUGCGCCCACUCUGUGCGCCCACUCUGCACGCCCACUCUGCCAUAUUGUCUUCUUUAAGGGGGAAUAGGGAUUAUUGAUUGGAGGGUCUUUACCUUACACUAUGAAGAACUGGAAGUUGUUUCCCACGUGUAAAGCUUGUGAGAGUAAGAGGACGAGUAUUGUGCCAAAUAUGAAAAGUCAGAUAAGCAGUAAAUGCACUUGAUGUGAGUGAGGAUGGUGAAGUCUGUUCCACAUCAGUUUCAGCUUAAAACUGCGUCCCGUGAGCUGCUGCUUCUCUCUGAAUCCUAAACUCCAGCAUUUUGUUCCCGGGGAAAAAAAGCUGACAAGUCUAACAUGAGUAGUUAGUAAUACUGGUGACUGAGUUCUUGUGUUGGGUUUGUGGAGCUCUGAGGUGACUUUGACUUUACGUUUGUGAAUUUUUCUAGAAGAAACAACGUCACAUGAAAACAGGUGAAUUCAUUCAAAACAACUGUAAAGUGAGUAGUUAUAUUAGUUAAGAUUGUUGUCAAACAGUUAUCCCAUAACAAACAUAAAUAUUUAAACAGGGCUGUUUAGCCAUUAGCUUGGAGGCUAAUCCAUGUCAGGUCCAGCUUAUGGUUCCUUCUUGUGUCUCGUGGUAUAGCUCUCCUCUCGUACUCGGAAAGAUUCAGUGUAAUAUUUAUUUGCAUUUAGUUCCACAGCCCAGCUGUAUGCUACACAAGGGGUUUGCCUACUUUUCAGAUUUUUCAACAGAACAGUGGAACUUUUAGUAGAUGUGUAACCUUCAUUCAUGGUAUCCUAAUAAAACACAUUAGUUUUUCUGAAUUGUUAAAACACAUUUCCUAAAAUCUCAUCUCUUUGUGUCAAAACACAAACUGCAAAAUUCAAGCUACACUCACAAAACCUUCAACUUGCCUUGCAAAACCAAACAUUUGACCCAAAACUAUUUUAACUUUACUCAAAAUCAAGCUCUACUGUCAAAAACCACUCAAAACCAGCCAAUGUGCAAACACAACUUAGCAACGAUUACACCCUACAGACAAAAAUUCAAAUUUUGCCUCAGCAUCAAGGCUCUGUGCUGGGUCAGGCCACAGGACUUCAUCCACAUCACAUGUUAUGGUCUCCCUUGCAAGGCAACCAGGAAAGAAUCCUUUAGGAUGCCAAAUCAGCCCUGGCAAGAUUCCAGUCCUAUCUCACCACAUGCUCCAUUCAUUGCUUGAAGUAGAUUUUCCCGUGUAAGGGUUUUGGUCGUAUACUUUCCAUCUCCAUGCUUAGAAAAACUCCUCAGUAGUGUUCAAAAAGGGAGAGUAUGGUGGAAGAAACACAUUCAUAAAAUGCUGCUCAUUGUGAAACCAGUUGCAUGUUCUUGGACCACAGUGAAAGCUCACAUUGUCCUAAAUGAUAUGGGAUGCUCUGCCUACUCGCGAUCUCUCUGCUCAAGCAAAGCAUCCUGUAGACCAUCCAGGAAUGUUGCUAGAAGUUCGUUUUUGUACAGCCCAACAGUAACGUGACUGUGGAGAACCCCAUAGCUGCUGAUGGCAGCGCAGAUAGUUACGUUUCCACCACGCUGACCAGGCAGUUCAAUAGUGGCACUUUGACCUAUGAUGCGACCUCCUCUUCUCCUUUUUGCUAGAUUGAAUCCAGCUUCAUCCACAAAGACGUGUCCAUGAGGCCUAACCAUUGAGUCAAGCUCAAAGAUUCUCUGUACACAGUGACAACAAAGUAUAUUUAGUUCUGUAAAUGACACAGUAUGAUGUCUGCAUGUGCUGCAUCACAGACAGCACAUUAUACUUUCUAGUAUUGAGUUUACUGUAAAAGUUUACUUACUUGCACACAUUGACAUCGUUGCUCUUUCACUCUCUCACAGUUUCUCUCAAAUGGUCCCGAUAAACUUGUUUCAUUCUUGUCUUGUUGCGUUGCAGGACACGGUCAAUUGUUGACAGACUCACACGAUUUAUUCCCCCAAAAAGUGUGCUGUCUUCUAUAAUCUGCUGCUGCAUUUCACGCAGUCGAAUUGCUUUAUUCUGACGGACCAUAUCCACAAUAAGUGUCUCCUGGUGUUUUGAGAACAUGCGUGUUCUUCCACCCUCAUGUGGCCGUCUUUCAAUUCUAAACAAAACACCAUUUGGAUAUAAGUACACACACACUCAUGUUUUCAGGUUUUCACACGGUAACAUGGAGAAAUUAUUUUUCAUUGUCUUCUUACUGAGACAGUAAACUUUUUACCUGUUUUCUUCUCUGAAAGUCCGGGUUAUAGUAGCCACUGAGGACCUGCUGAGGUUUGGUUGCACACGUUGCCCUGCCUCCCUCACUGCCAUGCACCAGAACAUGAUCUGUGACAGUUGCUCGAAUGUCGUUUGAAAUUACAGCUCUUCUUCUUGGUCUUCGUCCUUGCCCAACACCUCUGACACGGACUCCUCUUCCUCUUCUAUUGUAUUGCUCCAUUGUUGGAUCCACUCAUGCCAUUUGCAUUUCAUAAGACUUAUAUACUGUUUAGUAAUUGGGUUCACUGAUUGGACACGUGUGUUUUCAAUUUUAAGUGGCAUGGUGUAAAUGAUGACAACAGUGUGUUAGUUGUGUUUAACUUCUGUAGCCUGUUUGCACCAUUCUGGGUACAAGUGCACCACACUGCUAAAUGUGUCUUGUGUUUGAGAAUGUGUUUAGAGUUUUGAUAAAUAGGAGAUUCAGAUUUGCAAAUGGUGUCCUAACCAGAUGAAUAGUGUUUAAGAUUUUGACAACUGUGAGAUUGAUUUGAUGAAAGUGUUUUGGUAGUUGACAGUUUACAAUGGGCUUUAGUGUUUUAGCAAUUCAGAAAAACUCUAUGAAACCUAUUUCUCUGCAGAGUUACUGAGCAAAGAUCAUAUCAAUCUGAUGGAUGUGGAAAUGAAAUUCAGCAUCCCUCUUUGAAGAAUAACUAAUUAUCUGUUGCACAUCUAAGCAACCAGUGAAACCAGUAAAUGUUUACCUUAUAUCAGUAACAGAACUUAGACGUAAAGACAAGAAGAUUGUGUAUAAAUAAAUAACCUUCAGCAUCCGCGCAGACAGAUUCCCGAGGCCAUAAUCAGUCCAGGUGACAUCGUCUCUGACAGCAUCUGUCUCGGACCUGGCCGCUGCCAUUUGGGCUGAUUUGGGGUUUUACUGAUAUUCCAAAUCUCACUACGUCCCAAACAAACUAGUUUAACUGUUGAUCCAGGAAUAACGAAGACAAACCACUGGCCGACUCCCUCAUUACUCUAUUAAAAAAGACAUUUCAGUUUCUGCUGGACUAAAAUGGGUGCGAUAGGAACAUUAGGGACCGAGUGGAAGGAGUUUGGAGCUGGCACCGCUGCACAGAACCUUCGGGUUGAGUUGGUCUGUGUUUGAAAAGGUUCAGCCGUGUCGACGAUGUUAGCAGCCGUAGUUAGUUUAAGGGUUUAGAUAGUGCCCUGAGGAAUGCUUUCUGAAACUGAGCAGUUCUGUUUGUACUAGUGUGGUAGCAUAUAUUCCUGCUCCAUUUAGACUAUAGACUUGUGUGUGUUUGCACUGUUAGCUUGCUUUUUUAUACUUUGUACUUGGACUUUUCCUAAUAACUUAACUUUUGAGGAUAGUUGAUGCUUCCUGGUGAGUGAAAGUUUUUCCAGCUUUCCAUUGAGUCUUGGAUGUUCCAAAGCAAGAAAGCUCUCAUUAACGUUCCUGCGCUGUGUCUGAAACGGUUUCCUUUAAUGUCUGAUAUAUUAACCUUUUUGUAGCACAAACCUGGAAUGAGGGGAUUUGAUUUAUUCCACACACAGCAUAGAUCUAGUAAAUAAGCUCAUGUUCAUUCAUGUGUGGAACAAAGUGUUGUAAUAAGAAAGUCAAUUAGUUACAUUGUAUAUAUCGUAUGAUUGUUUUACUGUCUUCAGUUUGUCACUUUGGUGAUUGCCAUCUUUUGUUGUUGUUGUUGUUGGGAGGUUAGAAUGUGUGAGCGAAGGAUCAAGUACAGAAAAUGCACAAGUAACCAUAUCGAACAUGAACAUGCAGUAAGAACCACCACUGUGCGUGUGUCCUGUGAGCUGUAAUAGAGUGACAGUACAGUCAUCCAGCUGUGCUCGCAGCCUAAAGAAAGGAAGUGUUACAGUCAGGAUGCAGCACCCUGGUCCUGUCUGUGCUGCCUUCAGACAGCAGCCUGUUCCCUGGUGUUACUCUGGUAAUAACACACAUCUAUCAGCAGCUUCUCACAGCUUUACUGUGCUCACUGCGUUUCACUUUGAAAACAGUUCGACUGGAAAGGCAGGAAGGAAAAGUGCUGCAACUGGAAGGUGGGAUCAGAUUAACAGGUUCAUGUCUGGAAAGGGUCUUUUUUUGUAUAUUUGAGAGUUUCGUGAUGAUUUCACUUCAUGUACAUGUCUUUGAGGUUGGUCAUUAAAGUAGGAUGUAUGUGAACAUGUAUAACCAAUAUUCUAUGGCUAGAUAAAUCUUUGUGCGUGUGUGAGAGAUGAACGGUUAAUGCUAAAAAGAGAAAAAUAACCCAGUUUGUGGCCACAGUAGCCAUUAGCAUCCUUAGCUUUGUCUUAUUUUCUUAAACUGAUCCGACUGAUUCCUGCGCUGGGUUGUGUUUUUUAGGCCGUGUGUUGUGUUUGCAGGUGUGGUCUCUGUGUAGUUGGCGGUGCUGUUUAAGACUCUGCAUACCUGUAAGCUGUAAUCCAAAUGACGCUUCUCUUUUAGCCUUAUACCCUGCAAAGUCCCACAGGAGCGCACCGCAAUAUUCAUGUAACACAGCACAGCUGCACCCGAGCGACACCGCAGUCGCCCCCUGUUGGCGACAGGUGGGGGCUGUUUCAUCAGGCUCGGGCUGCUGUAAGCUUCACUCAAAUCAAACAAAAUAACAAACCUUUCAGUUGGCUGAAUGUAUUUAAAUCUUCAUGUUUGAAUGCACAAAUAUUUGGUCUGUAGCAAAAAUAUGUAUUUACCAAAGACAAAGUGCUGAUUGAGCCUGCCAUGGCCUCUGUGCAGAGUUACUGGAUAAUCUGUUGUUAGAAAAUAAUAAUAAAAAACUGUUGAUUAUAUGCUUGAAUCUGAAUGUAACAGAGAUGUCCUCGCCUAAUGUGAAGCAUUUGAAUUAGUCUGAGUGUGUAUGAGAACAUGACUGUUUUAUAUCAAUGAAAAGAAAAAGAUACGUCUGAUGUCUUAAAAUAAUGUGUGCUACCCUGUGCAAUGCUUGCAUUCAGCCACAGUGCAUUAUUAUUGGCACUGUUCUGCUUUGGGGUUUAGUGUGGAAUAUAUGGCACGCUGCAGUUUGGAUCUGGGCCCCAUGUGAUGACCACCGGUACCAGUAGACCUGCUACAGCCCAGCAGCAAACAGUACAAUGUUUGAUUAAAUGUGACUGUGUAACGAUUCCAGCUUAGAUGGAAUGAAACCAGUAGAAUGUUUGUCAUCAAUAAACAGAAGAUGUGGCGAUCAGCCUUCGUGGCCUGUUGAACAGCAGUGAUGUUGGUUGGUAGUAGACUCGUUUCCGCUGUAUAAGAUCUGCACUGUCUAGAAAAGAGCUUCAUCUUUAGCCAGCACCUGUGAUGCUGUCACUCAGCCUGGCGUCUGUCCUUGCAGCUGAUGAUUGCGUCACGCAAUGCCAACCAAAAUCCUGCAGCCUUACAUUUUUAUUCAGGAGAACAAGGCGAGAUAUCUGGUUUCUGUUACAGAAGCCAGCAGCUGAUCUGCUGCGUGAGGGUUUUUAACCCUGACUGCCACACACAGGACGCACUUCGUCAUCGUACCACACUAACACACAUACAAACUUUGAUGCAUGCUUUUCUCUACACACUGUUUUACUUGUGACUUCCGAGUGUUGCGCUGUCUUUUGACAGUUGAAUGUUGCACACAGCUUGAAGUGUAAUAGUAAACUGCUUUCUCACUUAUUCUUCUGUAGCUUUCUUGCAGUUUGUUACAGCUAUUGUUACAAUUAUUAACCAAUAAAGCUUUUUCAAAAGAACAAGGAAAAGACUGGACAUCUGAAUUGUUUCUUUAUUUUUAAACGGCAUGUGAGAAGUGAGUAUGGCUCCUUGAGGAUCUUGUUUCAUUUAAAAUAUAACAAAACUCACUUUUACCAUCCAUGUUUGUCUCCUUCCUGAUUCUAUUUUUUUGUAUGUUUGUCACUGAAAUGUUUAAGAUCAACUAAUUUAAAUGUUAGACAAAGAUUUAUUGCUGAAUUGUUGUAAUUCAGCCACAUUGGAGGGUUUCAGCACCUUUUUAAGGUCACGCCGCAGCAUCUCAAUCGGAUUCAGGUCAGGAAUCCGACUGACUAGCACACACUACACCACUAAAAACUAGUUUGUUUAUUGUUCCUUUUGGCUGUGUGUCAGCUUCUUUUUUUUCUGUUGAGUUUGUUCUGAACCUUU